This is a messenger RNA of Seminavis robusta, 936 nucleotides long. NCBI's taxonomy places the organism in Eukaryota, Bacillariophyta, Bacillariophyceae, Naviculales, Naviculaceae. The record is from the annotation of a GenBank genome assembly.
AUGGCCUGGACCAAGCUCCUUGUCGUCGCGACUUUGUUGGGUUCGGCUUUUGGCUUUGACAAGAUUGAUAAACACAACGAGGAGGAUCCCGAUGGAGCUGUCGUCCGUCACCGAAGACUUUCAACAAUUGGCGGGGUAGUGUCGUAUUCGUAUUCAGCUAUUCCUUCUACUGAACUUACUGGGCAACUAGCCACAGGACCAAAAUCAUUUUUUCAAAUCUUCGGAAACGGUGCAGGCAAUAACUUCUACGAUGACACACCUCUCUACUCUAAUACAUUUGGUUCGCCCACGUUGUCGUUUAAGGUAACCGAAAAAGAGUUUUCGCUCUCGCUCACUCAAACACAACGAUUGGAUCCUGCAGUACUUCUCUUCCCCGGUUUCCUGAAGGGGGAAAUGACGGUGAAUGGAAAAAGGUUUUGGGCGUUUACCUUGAAAUUCACUGUCCAAGCGCCUUCGCUCCGGUUGAGGGUGGAAGGGAGCAUUGUGCAUGUCAACAGGCUGACCCCAGCGGCACAUGACGAUGAUUCUGAAGCGGGGAUUGCACUGCCAAUCGACAGUGAGAUUGACAUUCGAUUCAAUCUAGGAUUGCUUGGUCAAAAGAAAGAGGGGAACAGGAAGCACGAGGUUCGUUCUCACAGCAAUAAAGUUGACGCUCCUGGCCAUAGGGAUUGUAUGGUGAGAAAUUCUCUGGUCGGGGAUUGCUGCGCGGGCACAAACUUCAGGGACUUUUCCUACAAUCUUAGAGUGCUUCAUUCUGGGGUUAGGCCAAAGGGAUUCGGAGAACCGCAUUUUGUGACCUGGACCGGCCAGCUCUAUGAUUAUCAAGGUGAAUGUGACCUUGUCCUUUUGUCUGCUCCCAACCUUGAGCAUGGUUCGCUAGACAUCCACAUUCGAACGAGAAUCCGCUAUGGUAAGAAAUGCCGCCGCCCUGCGUAG